This is a messenger RNA of Peronospora belbahrii, 828 nucleotides long. The record is from the annotation of a GenBank genome assembly. NCBI's taxonomy places the organism in Eukaryota, Oomycota, Peronosporomycetes, Peronosporales, Peronosporaceae.
AUGGUGCGUGUAUCUGGGACUUCAAACUGGUGGUUCAACGUCAGCGGCGUACAGAUUGAGCCUGUCAAAGCUUGGACGCCAAAUUUCGCUGAGUUCGGAACAGGAGUGCAAUUUCCAUGGGAGACCCGUCCUUGGAACAACCACUCGACGCGAUUGCUCAUCCAGGACUUUAUGAUCGACAGACAUCCCGUGACCAACGCGCAAUACGGAGUUUUCCUUAAGUCAAGUGGUUACAUUCCCAAGUCAUUGGACCGCUUCUUGUUGCAUUGGAACAAUCGUUCAGGUUCUCCAGCAUCAUGGAGCAUUCCUGUUGGUUUGGAGCAAAGUCCCAUUGUAAAUGUUGCCCGCGAGGAUGCAGAGGCUUACGCUGCUUUCUAUGGCAAGCGCCUUCCGCAUGAUUGGGAAUGGCAGUAUGUCGCUUCGAACGGAGACAAUUACGACAUUUAUCCGUGGGGAUCGGACUUAGACAGAACUAAACUACCGAAAACCUCUCAUGGUAAGGAAUUGCCUCCGCUGAGUCCUGUGGGCUCGUACAAGACCUCUCGCUCAUCCAAAUUUCUCGUGGAAGACCUUGUCGGGUACGUGUGGCAAAUGACGGACCAAUUUUGUGAUGCUCAUACGUGUGGGCUUCUUCUUCGAGGAGGAAGCAGGUACUACCCGAUUGCAGCGACACAUAGUGAUCCGAAUUGGUACUUCCCACAAGCUUUGAGUGCUCAGUACCAUAACCGUUUUCUUAUGAUCAGUGAAGGGUACGAUCGGUCGCCAAUGGUGGGCUUUCGUUGUGUAAAGGACAUUCCUUCAUCUCGCAAGGUGGGGGUGAUGGAGUAA